Odobenus rosmarus divergens (Pacific walrus) is the source of this 570-nucleotide messenger RNA. Its product is annotated as 39S ribosomal protein L30, mitochondrial-like. The coding region runs from base 1 to 570 and encodes 189 amino acids. Lineage: Eukaryota; Metazoa; Chordata; Mammalia; Carnivora; Odobenidae. The transcript is spliced from 3 exons. The record is from RefSeq and is a predicted model, not a curated record.
AUGGAUGACAACAGUGUCUACCUCCCAGAGUUGUUAAAUAUGAAUGUGUUUGAUAACAAGACGCUGCUGCAGACUCUGCUGAGGGGGGAACAACCGCCACCCUCACGGCGGGGAUUUCGCACUCUAGUUCGGAGGCCCACAGGCAGACGACAAACCACCACAAAAGGUGUGGAGUCUCGCGUUUGUACAGAUUGGAUUCAUCACUCAUUUUCCGGGUCAAGAAUCCCAGAGAAAGUGUUUCAGCCUUCACCUGCAGACCAUGAACACUAUGGCGCGGAUCCACAGCCCCUUCGUAAACUGCACAUUGUUAACAGAAUAAAAAGUACAAGACGUCCAGAGUGCGGGAAAGACACCAUGAAGAUGCUUGGAUUAGAAAAAGCACAUACUCCUCAGGUUCACAACAAUAACCCUCCAGGGAAUGCAAAGCUGAAAGGGGCUGAGCAUUUGGUAACAGUGAAGCCCCGGAAGUUGCCACAGACACUUCCGGCAGAGGAGGCCGGGAGUUCAGGCGCCCCAAGUGCUCUGCACUGGCCUCGCAGCCCUGUGCACCCAGAAGCAACUAAGUCCUGA